Oxyura jamaicensis (ruddy duck) is the source of this 782-nucleotide messenger RNA. It is a transcript of the gene ASB13, whose product is annotated as ankyrin repeat and SOCS box containing 13. The transcript has 4 exons. Gene Ontology annotation, biological process: positive regulation of protein catabolic process; protein ubiquitination; intracellular signal transduction. The annotation marks the transcript as partial. Gene Ontology annotation, molecular function: protein binding. NCBI's taxonomy places the organism in Eukaryota, Metazoa, Chordata, Aves, Anseriformes, Anatidae. The record is from RefSeq and is a predicted model, not a curated record.
AAAGAAAAAUCGGGGUGCUGGCACGCAGCAGUCUGCGGGCAUUUAAUGUUUCUUCUGCCCUGAAGGUGGAUGCCAGGAAUAUCGAUGGCAGCACCCCGCUCUGCGACGCCUGCGCCUCGGGGAGCAUCGAGUGCGUGAAGGUGCUGCUGUCCCACGGUGCCAAGGUGAACCCUCCCCUCUACACGGCGUCCCCCCUCCACGAAGCCUGCAUGAACGGUAGCUCGGAGUGCGUGCAGCUCCUCAUAGACGUCGGUGCCAACUUGGAGGCCCACGACUGCCAUUUUGGGACUCCCCUCCACGUGGCCUGCGCCAGGGAGCAUCUGGACUGCGUGAAGUUGCUGCUCAAGGCAGGGGCAAACGUGAACGCCGCUAAGCUCCACGAGACGGCCCUUCACCACGCAGCGAAAGUGAAAAACGUGGAUCUGGUGGAAAUGCUGAUUGAGUUCGGAGGAAACAUCUACGCAAGGGACAACCGAGGGAAGAAGCCGUCAGAUUAUACCUGGAGCAGCAGUCCCACAGCGAAGUGCUUCGAGUACUACGAAAAAACGCCCCUGAGCUUGUCGCAGCUCUGCAGAGUUACGGUGAGGAAGGCUGCCGGGCAGCGAGCGCUGGAGAAGAUUGCCAAGCUCAACAUCCCUCAGCGAUUAAUCCAGUACCUGUCCUACAACUGACAGGGCUGAAGGUGACCGGGAAGGACAAUGGCUUUAGCUCGCACAGCAUGAAGUAUCCGUCUCUUUCUCUUCUACCUCCCCACGAGAAAUGAAUCUUAAUUUCAGCAAAAA